Molecule: messenger RNA, 2493 nt
Organism: Labeo rohita (rohu)
Lineage: Eukaryota; Metazoa; Chordata; Actinopteri; Cypriniformes; Cyprinidae
Product: extracellular calcium-sensing receptor-like
Exons: 6
Coding region: 1-2493 (830 amino acids)
Biological process (GO): G protein-coupled receptor signaling pathway
Cellular component (GO): membrane
Molecular function (GO): G protein-coupled receptor activity
Source: RefSeq, a predicted model, not a curated record
AUGCUCAUCUUUCUUUACACACUUCUGCCUUUCUAUCAUCUAUAUACCAAGGCAGAAAACACUAUUUGCCAAAUGAUGGGAGACCCUAAAUAUCCGCUGCUUUCCAAGGAUGGAGACAUAAUCAUUGGAGCACUUUUUGUUAUCCACUCUGAAGUAUCAUUACCUUCAUUUGAAUUUACACAAAAACCUCAGCAUAUAUUAUGCUCCAGUGUGAAUAUAAAAGAUUUUCGGCUGGCUCAAACCAUGAUCUUUGCUAUAGAGGAGAUUAACAAAAGUAAAAGUUUGCUCCCAAAUGUUUCUGUUGGCUAUAAAAUUUAUGAUACCUGUGGUUCAAGACUGUGUUCUAUGAGUGCAACUAUGGGAUUGAUGAAUGGUUUAGAGUUUGCAGCAAGAGACAUAUGCACUGGGCAAUCUCCUAUACAUGCCAUCAUAGGAGAAACAGAGUCUUCCAACACAGUGAUUUUGUCUAGAACCACAGAACCUUUUAAAAUUCCAGUGAUAAGUCCCUCAGCCACAUGUGACUGUCUUAGCAAUAGGAAAGAUUAUCCAUCUUUCUUCAGGACAAUUGCUAGUGAUUACCACCAGAGCAGAGCACUUGCAUACAUAGUCAAGCACUUUGGCUGGUCUUGGGUGGGAGCUGUGAACAGUGACAAUGACUAUGGAAACAAUGGAAUGGCCAUAUUUCUGAAAACAGCUGAAGAAGAAGGGAUUUGUGUGGAGUACUCUGUGAAAUUCUUGAGGACAGAGCCUGAAAAAAUUAGAAAUGUAGUGGAUAUCAUAAAACAAGGCACAACUAAAGUAAUUGUUGCAUUUCUUACCGGUUUUGAGAUGAAAAGUCUGCUCGAGCAGCUACGUAUACAGAACAUUGCAGGUCUCCAAAUGAUUGGUGUAGAGGCAUGGAUAACUUCAAAAAGUUUGAUGACUCCAAACAGUUUUCAUGUGCUGGGAGGGUCACUGGGUUUUGCAGUUAGAAAAAUUCAAAUUGAAGGGUUUGCAGAUUAUGUUGUGAAAGCAUUCUGGGAUACAGCUUUUCCAUGCUCUUUUAAUGCUGAAUUAAAUUGCAGUCAAUAUCAGGAUCUAUUUGUGGUCAAAAACUAUAAUGAAGAUGUGCCUGAACAAAGAUUUCCAAGCUAUGUCUACAAAGCAGUUUAUGCUGUGGCUCAUUCACUACACAGUCUACUCAAGUGCAGAGAACAAAAUGGUUGUGAAAAAGACCUGACAAUACAACCACAUCAGGUGGUUGAGGCCUUGAAAAAGGUCAAUUUUACUGUAAAGAUGGGAGAUCGUGUGUGGUUUGACAGCACUGGUGGUGCAGUGGCCCAGUAUGAAGUUGUGAACUGGCAGCAGAACCUAGAUGGAUCAUUCCAAUUUAAAUCAGUGGGAUACUAUGAUGCCUCAUUGCCCCCUGAUCAGCGCUUUGUUAUUAACACUAAAAACAUAAUCUGGGCCAGAGGACAACUGGAGAAGCCAAGGUCUGUGUGCAGUGAGAGCUGUCCUCCAGGCACUAGGAAGGCUGCACAAAAAGGAAGACCUGUCUGCUGUUAUGAUUGUAUUCCAUGUGCAGAAGGAGAAAUCAGUAAUGAGACAGAUUCAAUUAACUGCAAGCAGUGUCCAGGGGAAUACUGGUCAAAUGCUGAGAAAAAUAAAUGUGUAUUAAAGGCAGUAGAAUUUCUGUCAUUCACAGAAGUUAUGGGUAUAGUGCUUGUCUUUUUCUCACUCUUUGGAGUGGGAUUAACUGUGCUGGUGGCCAUCCUGUUUUACAGUAAGAAGGACACCCCCAUAGUAAAAGCCAACAACUCAGAACUGAGCUUCCUGCUGCUCUUCUCUUUGACUCUGUGUUUCCUCUGUUCACUUACUUUCAUUGGUCGGCCUACUGAGUUGUCCUGUAUGUUGCGUCACACAAUGUUUGGGAUCACUUUUGUUCUCUGUAUCUCCUGUGUUCUGGGGAAGACAAUAGUGGUGUUAAUGGCCUUCAAAGCUACACUUCCAAGAAGUAAUGUCAUGAAAAGGUUUGGGCCUGCACAACAACGAAUUAGUAUUCUUGCAUUUACACUUAUACAGGUUCUUAUCUGUGUGCUGUGGCUAACAAUAUCCCCUCCAUUUCCCUACAAAAAUAUGAAAUAUUAUAAGGAAAAGAUCAUUUUUGAGUGCAGUCUGGGUUCUACAUUAGGUUUCUCUGCUGUGCUAGGUUAUAUUGGUCUACUGGCAGUCGUGUGCUUCAUGUUGGCUUUUCUGGCUCACACACUGCCUGAUAACUUCAAUGAAGCCAAAUUCAUCACAUUCAGUAUGCUCAUAUUUUGUGCUGUAUGGAUCACAUUUAUUCCAGCUUAUGUCAGUUCUCCUGGAAAAUUUAUUGUAGCUGUGGAGAUAUUUGCCAUUUUAUCCUCAAGCUUUGGUUUACUAUUUUGCAUAUUUGCACCUAAAUGUUACAUCAUCCUACUCAAACCUGAACAAAACACAAAGCAACACAUAAUGGGAAAAACAUCAUCUUAA